Messenger RNA from Hydatigera taeniaeformis, 5013 nucleotides. The record is from the annotation of a GenBank genome assembly. NCBI's taxonomy places the organism in Eukaryota, Metazoa, Platyhelminthes, Cestoda, Cyclophyllidea, Taeniidae.
AAUCCUUUUGCUUUAGCCCAAACUCCCGAACCACUUGGCACUGUUGACACAACAAUUAGUGAAUUUUUUAAUAAAAAAAGUGAGAAUGCCUAUGAGAAUGAGAGUUUAAUCAAACCAACUGAAGGUGACUCCCCAUUGGCAACAAGUGCCAACCACGAGGACUUCAAAUCCUCACAUUCCGAUUUGGUGAGUACACGUCGAACCCUUCCAACCAAUGAGGCACAAUUCUACUUUAAACUCCUUUCGGAGACUUUGAUGUUGAGAAAGUUGGUGGGUGGAAUGCAACGCAGUCCCAGUCAACUAUUUCUUGUCAAAUUAGCUCCAUUUCAAAUCAUUCAAUUGUGUGAUUGUGUACGAAAACUCAGUUCUGUUGAACCGCAUACAGAAGAUGGUAAAUUGAUUAAAAAACUCUCCAUUGAAGCAAAUCGACAUCAAAAGUUUAAAGUGAAGGCAAAAACAGUUGCACGAUUACGCAACUUCUACCAACGCGUUUACCAUCCUGUUCUUCAAAGCAGCAUCUCAAAGAUGAGUCGCAUUAUGGAGGAGGAGGUGAACGCCACACUGAAGAAUGCAGAGGUGCACUUGAAUGGGGAAAAUACCUUCAACUUAACAGGCAUCUGCUCUGCCAUCCUCUUCGACACCACAGAUUCACUCUCUCUGUUCUUUCUGGAGUCUAUCAAACAGCGCUGUAUCACCACUUCCGGCAAUGCAGUCCUUCUUUCCACCACCGAGUACCAGAAGCUUUCCACACUGGCUCAAGAGGCAAUUGUGAUGUUGAAGGCUGUUCAAAGUCAUCUUCUACCACCAGACACUCAUACAGACAUUGUCUUUCAACUUCUCUGUCUCUACAAAAUUCGUGCGUUAAUAAGGAUGGAGAACAACUUCAAGGCAUUGAUGCUUGGCAAACGAUUGUUGUGGAAACAUGCAUUGACUCAAUUCUUCAAUUGCUAUCCCGAAAAGGCGUCCAAAUCCCUCUUCACCAAUGCAGCAUUCAACAUAUUUGUGGAGGAGUCGGAUCACCUCUGCGAGGAUAUUCAGUCGGGUGUUUUGGAGGAGGUUCAAGUUCUCAUUGAAGGCAUCGAAAAAACUACAAAUGCCACACCUGAAGCUGUCGCCAACCUUCUUUCAUCCAAAACCAAAUGUCAUAAAGUACUGGAAGCUGUGCAAUCCAAGUAUGUUGUCAGUUCAGUCAAUAAUCGUCAAAUUAACUGCGAUCCAUGCCUAGUUGGUCAGUGGAUGUCAACAUUGGCGUCGUGUUCCAAUGACUCCCUGUUAGCCUUCCUCGAAUCUGCAAGGAUGGAGGAGGUUCAACAAUUCCUCCUCACACGACCUGAAACUCAAGAGUUAAAUGAAAGUGCUCCAACCGAACACUUAGUCAUCUCCAACUCAGUCGACAAUAUGGCCACCUUUGAACCAACUGAGUUGACACGACUCACCUCCACCACCGCUGGCAUAGGACAAAGCACCUCCAAGUCCAAUCUCAUCUUCAUCCUCUUGCUGGAGACUUUAAUAAAGCAAUGCAAUCAGUCCAAAAUUUUUAUUAAUCGUUCCGUGUUUGCCGAACUUCAAGGCCUGAGCAUUGAUACUGUGGUAAAGGAGGCUGAAAGUGGCACGGUGGAUGAUGUUGAAGGUGAAAUGAAUGCCACUGAUGAAGGCACGACAAUGGAACAGGCGGAAAUGUACUUGACACUCCUUUUGUUGAACGACAAGACAUUUUGCACUCCAUCACAAUAUGAUGUGGCUGUCAAAUUACUGCAUGACAUAAAAUCAACCUCCUCUCUCUCCGUGGAGGCAUUUGACACCCUCAAAAAUGAUGUUGACGAGUUUGGAGCACGAAUUAAUUCCUUCUUGAACUCGGACAGCGCUCUCCUCUGUGCCAUUGUCUCCCUUCGAGCAUUGCGAUCGCAGUUGGUGGAUGGAAGUGUGCAACCAACAGACCACCGCCAUCACCACAUGCAGCUCCUCUUUGUCCUCAGCAUUAGCCGAGCCUUCAUAUCGGCUGAGUCGCCUCUCCACGAGGCCGUAACAACACAAAUGCAGAAGUUUCGAGUCAGUUUAGUGGAAGAAGUGGAUGUUGAAGGGGAUGCAAACAUGCUUCAACAAUUGCAAACUUUCUUAGAGGAAGAGCUUAUUAAUGCUCUGCUUACAACCACCUCUGGAUGCAGCUCUCAACUUUCAACUCAUGGUUGCGUCAAAGACUUGAAUUUCUUGAGUAGCCUUCAAUUCCUUUGUGUGGCAAUAAGUCUUUUGCCUGUAGACAUUGAAGUGAAACUCCUUGCCAUCCUUCUAUGUCGACCAGCUUGUUCAAUGUCAGUGGAAGGUGGUUCACUUAUUCAAGCACUUCUUGGUGAAGUGAACACGAAAUUGCAGACAUCAACACCUUUAAGGAGUCGUCGAAGCCUUCGUCUAACAAUUCCAUUAUUACCAGUUGUGUUAAAUUUGGAAGGAGAUCAGUCUUCCGUGGAGUUUGACAAACUCUUGACCACACUUUUCAUUGCAAAUGAUUUGGCCGAAGAAAUGAAGACGUUUGCCAACUUCACUUUGAAUAAUUUAAUUUCAAAGGUUGUUUGGAAGUUCUUUUUCAACCAUGAACCUCUAACAUUGCAUGGUCUGUUUGACGAACUGGGCGAGAAGACAUCAAAAUUGACCUCCGAGUGGUUGCGUACUGACAGGCAGCAGUGUGCAUUCUUUCCCAGACUCUUCUACACAGCUGGAGGACUUCCACUUGGUCAACUUCGUAGUGAACAACUGCCUGUUGAAGGCAACUUCAGUCUCUGUCAGAUGGAAUCGUACUUCAUUUUGCUUCAGUCCCUCCUUGUCAUCACAACAAUUGUGGGACACACGGAUCCAAAUGUUAUGCUCAGCAAAGAUCAUCUUGUAGCCCUCUACCAUGCAGCUGUACUUGCCCUCCAUUCUGUACACCUUCAUGGACGUCAUGAAGCAAAAGUGGGUCUAAUUUGGCUACUUCAUCGAAUUGAAUCUUUGUAUCCCCCUGAAGGUAGUGAUGAAGUGGUUCUGCAUAGCCUUCUGCCAGACAACUUGUUGCUACGCGAUAUGCUUCAAUCUGCAGUGUCUAAAGCUGGAAGGAGUGUUGUUGAAAGUCUUCGUUCUCGCAUAGCGCCAAUAAUUCUACCAUUGGGUAGUGAAAGUGGAGAUCCAUUCAUGUCACCGGAUCCAGAACUGGUGAAGGAGGGUUUGAAGGCUAGUUUGUGUGGAUACUUUUCCAUCAGUCCAUCAGACGCUCUCUCAGCACUGCGAAUUUUGAGGGAGCUUCAAUACAAAGAACUGUCAAGUGUGGAUUUAGCUUUAACUUGUCGAAUAAUUAACUACCUCUUCAAAGAUGACUGCAGUAGGUUCAAGAAUUCCAACAGGCGAGAUAAUGCUUGUGUGGUUGAUUUGCCUGACGACUCAGUCCAAUCGACAGCCAUUGAAAUUGCAAUGUCAAAUCUGGAGGCCUUCGCCUCCAUCGGUAGUUUAGACUCGUCACAAGAUGUUGAAAUCUUUCUAAAGUCCAUCUUCACUCUUUCCUCCUGUAUUGGAAUGGAAUACUUCUCAGAGCAGGCAAUCUCAGAAACAAUCAUAUCCUCUCCAAGUGAAACUUUUUCCUCAUUUUCUGCACGUCCCAGUAGUGGAACAGAUGUUUUCCAUAGUCCACAAUCCUCUCCAAUGCUUCUGAAGGCUUCAAAAGAACCUUCACCAGAUGACGAGCAUACCUUAAGGCCUGUGAUACAGUUCAAUGCCAAAGUUCUGCUUGAAGGGAUUGACCAACGUCCUGAGGAGUCAACAAUUGUGAAUCUGCUUGACGUUUAUCAUCACUCUCGACUACUGCUUCAGGCCCAUAAGUCCAUUGACACUUCAAGUGCUGCAAUCUCAAAGCUACUUCCAGAAACAAAAUCCCUUUUACCAUCACAUGGACAUUUUUUGACAGAAUUUCAAGCAAAAUGUCUGGACGAACUCUCACAGGAGUGUCGUUGUCGAUUAUUCAAGCGUUUUGAAGAGAUUUUUUCAACUAAAAGGAUUGAGUUGUCUCUGAGACUUUUGCAUGGUUACUUCAGUUUGCAGUUUCCUACUGCUACCAAGACUCCCAUUGCAGCCCAGGAACUUCUAUCACUUCGACUUGCUGCAAUUCAAAGGACCCUCACACAAAAUGAAUUGUGGUCCUACGUAGAAAAGACUCUCGGAAUGGAUUCCACUCUCUCCAACAACGAGUCCCUCGUUUUAGCAAUCCAAGGAGCCGAAAAGGCUUUAGAAGGCUUCUCAUUGAAUACUGUGGAACAGAUCUGCUUGCUCUAUUCCAUACAUCAAGAAGACGGCCUCCUGUUUGCUGACUUGGGAGCUGCAAUCAGUUGGAUGGAAAUGUGGCCUGUUCAAUUGUCUGACAGGCAACGUCAAUGUCUUCAAAUAGAAGUCCAUAAUUGGACCAAACUACUUUCCAAAUCUGUUGACUUGUCAAACAUGAGGUGUUUGGAUGCAUGCGAGGUUUACAGAUGGAUUUCUGUGGGGUUGUUUGUUGAUUAUUCACAACGUGACUGCUUGAAGGCAAUUGAUUCUCACCCUGAAGGCACCAAAGAUCCAAAAUUGUGUUGGCUUCGUGAAUCCAUUGAGCCACCACUCCACGAGGUUGAUGAAAUUGUCGACUUCUUGGAGGCUCAGUUGUCAACUCGCACUUUGGAUGAAUUUGCUACUCUUGAUUGCCAAAAAGUUCUUCAAAUUAUCGGUUGCCUUCGUCAACUCACCGAUUCCACCGACUUGUUCAACGCCAGUAAGGAGAUUGUUGCAAAAACUUGUCAACGUCUUUACCUUGCAAAUGCCUGCACUUCUACAACAGAGGCCAAAGAAGAUCACAUUGAAUUGCCCAGAAAGUACCUCCGACUGCAAGAGAUUCUUGCCAUUCUUCUUGCUUACAUUUUGAAACGAACUCAUGCACGAAUUGAGCAAGCGAGUCCUCCCGAAAUUCAAUCUCAAACUCCUAAACCGCGCCCAAAGGGAGUCCAUUCCAUGGAAGUGAUUUCG